Molecule: messenger RNA, 2814 nt
Organism: Nelumbo nucifera (sacred lotus)
Lineage: Eukaryota; Viridiplantae; Streptophyta; Magnoliopsida; Proteales; Nelumbonaceae
Product: putative pre-mRNA-splicing factor ATP-dependent RNA helicase DEAH2
Cellular component (GO): intracellular anatomical structure
Molecular function (GO): RNA binding; ATP binding; RNA helicase activity
Source: RefSeq, a predicted model, not a curated record
CCUAGUCGUUAACUUCCUUUCAGCCACGACGACGCCUUCUGAGUAGCGGGUUCGAUCUCUAGGGCACAGAAACUAGUUGGUACCGGUGGUGGCGCUGGUGCAGAAGGUGUCUCAAAUUUAGCUUGAGUCUGUGCCAUUCUAGGGUUUUGAUUGGAGACUUGAGAUCAAUCAAGUAUUGUUCUUUCACAUCAUCCAAACGUCUCAAAUUUGGUUUUCUGGUUUAGCAAAUUCUGUUUUGUUUCUUGAUUUCUAACGUUUGGAAGAGGAAUGGGGACGGAGAGGAAGAGAAAGGUGAGCUUAUUCGAUGUGGUGGAUGAGACUUCAAUCUCUGCCAAAAUCGUUAAGAGUAAUGGGGGCCUAGCGCACAACUCGGGCAUUAACAGAUGGAAUGGCCGGCCUUACACGCCAAGAUACUAUGAAAUCCUGGAAAAGAGAAAGACGCUCCCGGUUUGGCAGCAGAAAGACGAGUUUCUGCGAGUUUUGAGGGAUAACCAGGUCAUAAUCUUGGUUGGAGAAACCGGUAGUGGGAAGACCACUCAGAUUCCUCAGUUUGUUUUAGAGUCUGUUGACAUAGAGACUCCAGAUAAGCGCAGAAAGAUGAUGAUAGCUUGCACCCAGCCCCGUAGAGUGGCAGCAAUGUCUGUUUCCCGUAGAGUUGCAGAAGAGAUGGAUGUGACUAUUGGAGAAGAAGUUGGUUACAGCAUUCGAUUUGAAGAUUGUAGUAGUUCAAAAACUGUUCUCAAGUAUCUGACAGAUGGUAUGCUUUUAAGAGAAGCCAUGACUGAUCCACUCCUAGAACGCUAUAAAGUAAUAAUUCUUGAUGAAGCUCAUGAAAGAACUUUGGCAACAGAUGUUCUAUUUGGGCUUCUGAAGGAAGUACUGAAAAACAGACCUGAUUUGAAACUGGUGGUGAUGAGUGCAACUCUUGAGGCCGAAAAAUUUCAGGGUUAUUUUUAUGGGGCACCACUUAUGAAAGUACCUGGAAGGCUUCAUCCAGUGGAGAUUUUUUACACACAGGAGCCAGAGAGGGAUUACCUUGAAGCUGCUAUUCGGACAGUAGUGCAAAUACACAUGUGUGAGCCCUCUGGUGACAUACUUGUCUUCCUUACUGGAGAAGAGGAGAUUGAAGAUGCAUGUCGGAAAAUUACAAAGGAAAUUGCAAAUUUGGGUGAUCAAGUAGGGCCUGUCAAAGCUGUGCCACUGUAUUCUACACUUCCCCCAGCUAUGCAGCAGAAGAUAUUUGAGCCUGCCCCACCUCCACUGAAGGAGGGUGGUCCUUGUGGGAGGAAGAUUGUGGUGUCAACCAACAUUGCAGAAACUUCCCUUACCAUAGAUGGUAUAGUUUAUGUUAUUGACCCUGGAUUUGCAAAGCAAAAGGUUUAUAAUCCUCGAGUGCGUGUUGAAUCUUUGCUGGUCUCACCAAUAUCAAAGGCAAGUGCCCACCAGAGAUCAGGACGUGCUGGAAGAACACAACCAGGAAAAUGCUUUAGACUCUACACUGAGAAGAGUUUUAAUACUGAUCUUCAGCCACAGACAUAUCCAGAAAUACUGCGGUCGAAUCUUGCAAAUACCGUUCUCACAUUGAAGAAACUAGGAAUUGAUGAUCUUGUUCAUUUUGAUUUUAUGGAUCCUCCUGCACCAGAGACAUUGAUGAGAGCAUUGGAGGUACUGAACUACUUGGGUGCACUGGAUGAUGAUGGGAACUUGACAAAGUUGGGAGAAAUCAUGAGUGAAUUUCCUUUGGAUCCUCAAAUGUCAAAGAUGCUUGUUGUUAGUCCUGAAUUUAAUUGCUCAAACGAGAUCUUAUCUAUUUCUGCGAUGCUAUCAGUACCCAAUUGCUUUGUCCGGCCUAGGGAGGCGCAGAAAGCUGCAGAUGAAGCUAAAGCUCGGUUUGGCCACAUCGAUGGGGAUCACCUUACGCUUUUGAAUGUGUAUCAUGCAUAUAAGCAAAACAAUGAAGAUCCUUCAUGGUGUUAUGAGAACUUUGUCAAUCAUAGAGCACUCAAGGCUGCUGAUAAUGUGAGGCAACAGCUUGUACGUAUCAUGGCCCGAUUCAAUCUGAAGCUAUGCAGCACAGAUUUCAACAGCCGUGACUAUUACGUCAAUAUAAGAAAAGCCAUGCUGGCUGGGUAUUUCAUGCAGGUAGCUCACCUUGAGCGUACUGGCCACUAUUUGACGGUGAAAGAUAACCAGGUGGUUCAUCUUCAUCCUUCAAACUGCUUGGAUCACAAGCCAGAGUGGGUCAUUUACAAUGAGUAUGUCUUGACCAGCAGAAAUUUCAUUCGUACAGUUACAGAUGUUCGUGGUGAAUGGCUAGUUGAUAUAGCACCCCACUACUACGAUCUUGCUAAUUUCCCCCAGUGUGAAGCUAAGCGUGUUCUUGAAAGGCUCUACAAGAAGCGAGAUAAGGAUAGGGAGGAAAGCAAAAAUAGGAAAUAAUGCCAACUGACCUAGUCACUCAUUGGGAUUGUCCCUCUGGAGAGGGGUGGACAAGACACUUGAUCUUUGUGGUUUCACCAUCGCCUCCUUCCAGUUAGGUUAGGUGGCUUCGGUUGUCCUGCACCCCAGCCCAAUUGAUGGUGUUAUCUACACUUAAAAAGAUUUUCUAGAUAUCAUGUUGGGUAGAAUUUAAUAUUUAUUUUCUUAUUUGUUUUCCUUUUUUACCGUUUUUAUUCCAUUUUGCCCUCUCAGGACCUUACAGGCAUUUAGAUGUUUUUACUUUUUCAUCAUUUGAACCGACUGCGGGUAUAUCUAAAAUCUGUAAAAUGUUUGUAUUAUUUCAUGUUAUCUUUAGUCCUCAAUUCAUAGUUUAGU